Messenger RNA from Capronia coronata CBS 617.96, 1875 nucleotides. RefSeq lists its product as uncharacterized. The transcript has a single exon. The record is from RefSeq and is a predicted model, not a curated record. Gene Ontology annotation, biological process: protein polyubiquitination. Bases 1 to 1875 code for a protein of 624 amino acids. Gene Ontology annotation, molecular function: protein binding. NCBI's taxonomy places the organism in Eukaryota, Fungi, Ascomycota, Eurotiomycetes, Chaetothyriales, Herpotrichiellaceae.
AUGGAGAACCUCCCGGAAGAGAUCCUGACUGACAUUCUGGACUACCUUGAUCCCCCAGAAUUACUUUCUGUACAACGAACCUGCGUGUCUCUAUCAAAGUCGGCACACGCCAAUCCGUUAUGGAGGUAUAAGUGCUUUGAGAAAUCUCCUAGUGCCUCUAUGAGAAAUGCCGACGGUACAUUGAACACAUUGACCAGUGCUUUGCAGAGUCUGACUAUCUCAGAUCGUCCUCCUCGGCGGCAGGAUCGUACAGGAGACGUCAAUUCCUCCGAGCAUCCUCCCAGAGAAAGUCAACGAGCCCGUGCGGUCAACCAAUGGGACCUCUCGGACGAUAACGAACGGGUUGACUGGUACUCAGAAUAUAAGGGCAGACAUGCACCUCUGAACACGCACUGGCUUAUUGAUCCGUCGCUAGACGACUUAGAGAUUAAGGGCAUUGCGUCUCUGGAUGGGUCCAGUCAGGUCGUGGGUUACCUAGAGGACUCGAGUGUGUGUAUUUGGGAUGUCAGUGAAGACAACUCCGGGAGAAGGAAAUUCAGAGAACUCGGACGGAGCAAGCCUUCUGCUCUGUUUGCCGAUGCUGUGCAGCCGGGCGAGUCGCUCAUUGUUGACUGUGUAAGCACCUUUCCGACACAACGAAAGGCAUUCAUCGCUGUCGGAAAUGUUCUCAAUGAGGUCGAUCUCGAUAUCUUGAAGGUGGUUUCGAGUGUGAAAUACAAGUAUCCAAUAACGGCCUUGUCGCAAACCACCUCUACGGACCUGCCGCUUACAAUAGGCACUCAAUGGAGUCUUCACAUCCUCGAUCCCCGCAUACCCGCUGUCCCAUCAACCGGUGCCUCCCAAGAACGGGUGGAGGAAACUUCAAGUCGGUCCACUGCCAUCCUGCCCGAUCUGUCGGGAAAGCCAAAUACGCUGUCUUCGACCUUUGGACCACGAAACUCGCUAUCCACAACUCCCGAUCCAUACCAGAACCAGAACCAUCACUGGAUGACAUACGCCAAAGUAGAACCGGGACCAUUAUCCAUUCUUCACCACGCCGAAAACGAUAUCUUGAUUGCAGGGAGAUUUCCUAGCAUCCUGUCCUACGACCGCCGGUACUUCCCCCGUCUUCAAUAUGUCAUUCAUUCCGGCGGAAGUCUUUCGGGCCUGACAUCGAUCCCGUAUCCGCCAGCCGGGGCUUCAGCAAGCGUCAAUGCGACCUCGACUCUUAUUGCCUGCGGAGAAUAUCGGGGCCGUGGUUCUCUCGAACUUUAUUCGCUCCCUCAUGUGAAAGCCAACGGAGAGUCUGAUUCGGCCACCAACAAUAACAGCCCAUCCUCAGAAGAAGAUGGCAUGGAUUUUGACCUUGGACGCAGCAGCCGUGGCAUGGCAUCGGAAGAUGGCCUGUUUAGCUACAAAAACAGACAGCAGGCCGCGAAAUCCAAGCUCCUCUCGGUGGCGCCACACGGGACGAAGAUCGUCUUCUCCGAUUCAGAAGGCGGACUGAAAUGGGUUGAGCGAGACGGCCGUAGUCUCAUACGAAAGUGGAACAUCAACGGAUUCCAAGUCGGCCAGACUGGCGCCUCUCUUAGCGGAGACCAGGUCGUCCGUAAGAUCAUCCCGCUCAAUGUCCCGGACUCGGAGCGUGGCCGACGUGGUGACUCGGACUUGCUGAUCUGGACGGGCGAGCGAGUCGCCAUCGUGAGUACGAACCCGCUAUUUGCCAAUCACGAAGAACUGGUUAAGGAACUGGAGGAAGGGGAAGACGUCAAUGAGCGCAAGGAACGGGAACGCGCAGAGGCAUAUUCGAAGACCAUGAGGCAAGCGUUGGAACGGCAGGCUGAUGAGCGGCGGUGGAUGAGUCAAUUCCGGUUGAAGAAGCGUGACUUUUUCUGA